This is a messenger RNA of Paramacrobiotus metropolitanus, 2391 nucleotides long. RefSeq names its product angiotensin-converting enzyme-like. Gene Ontology annotation, biological process: proteolysis. Gene Ontology annotation, cellular component: plasma membrane. Lineage: Eukaryota; Metazoa; Tardigrada; Eutardigrada; Parachela; Macrobiotidae. Gene Ontology annotation, molecular function: peptidyl-dipeptidase activity; metallopeptidase activity. The record is from RefSeq and is a predicted model, not a curated record.
UGCUCGACGGUGUUUUGUACUAGUUCCCAAAAUCACCACGUUUUACUCAAUACGAAUGCCGAUAUGACGAUUUUGUCCAUGUUCAUCUAAAAGCUGUUCUAUUGCGUACUCAUUACUCAUGCGCUUAUUUCGCACGUUACGCUAGUGUUUUACCAGAUCACUUGCGCCCACGAAAGGUCAGGGGAUUGGAAUGAUCUUUCAUCUUCCUGAUCGUGGAUGUUGUUGGGCCAAGUUAUUUCUUUUAACCUCAUCUUUGAUCGUCGUAUUCCUAACUACUCACUCUACCGCCAUUUACCAUCCUCUUGACCUUGCGGCUAUCUCCCGGACUCUUCAACCCGACACUAACCGUUUAAACGACUCGAGCUACUUCCGCCAAUGGUUACGCAUAGCGUACAGUCCGUCGGCUCUGAAACUGGCCCACGCCAGCGGCCUCACCCAGUGGGACUACAACAUCAACAUCACCGAGCAUAACCAGGCCGCUACGAUCCGUUCGUCUCAAGAUGGCGCAAAAUUCGCGCAUAUUGUCAGCGCCGCAGUCUCCCAAUUCCGCCUCAAUUCCAGCACCGACGAAGAAGCCAAGGGAAUUCAGCGGCGCUUGAGUCUGCUGGGUGAUGCGGCGCUGCCGUCGUCCGAACUGGAUGAACUGCAUCUGCUGAUUAACCAUAUGCAAUCGGUGUAUUCCACGACGUGGAUUUGCUUUAACCCCAAUGGGGACCUGGAGGAGAUCGCGCUGCUGCCGCGGGAUGAGUGCCCGCAAGCAAUGCGACUGAAUGUAGAGCCAAGUCUUGUGGAUUAUCUACGACACUCGUGGGAUCUCGAUAAGCGCAAAUACGUGUGGACAAAGUGGCGCGAUGUUAGUGGUCGUGCUAUCCGCGCCAAUUUCACCCGCUAUGUGGAACUCAAGAAUAAAGCUGCAAAAAUGACAGGCUACAGAGACGCUGGACAGAUGUGGCGAUCCGAGUACGCCCGAGAAUCCAUGGGCUACAACGACAGUACUUUCCUCAAAGACUUGGAUAGCAUGUGGCAUACGAUACGGCCGUUAUACGAGGAAGUACACGCGUAUGUACGGGGUGUAUUAAGGAGACGGUUUCCAGAUCAGAAUAUUCACCCGCACGGACCCAUUCCGGCCCAUCUAGCCGGGGAGAUGUUCUCACAGGACUGGUUAUCCGUCUUGCCUUUUGCACAGCUGUAUCCUUCCAAGCCGCUGCUGGAUGUGACAGAAGAAAUGCUCCUACAGAACUACACCAUCCGCCGCAUGUUCGAGCUCUCCGAGGAGUUCCAGAAAGAUCUCGGGUUGAUUCCCAUGCCGGACACAUUUUGGAAGUACUCUAUGUUUGAAGAGCCCAAAGACGGGCGAAAGGUCGUCUGCCAUGCGUCGGCGUGGGAUCUCAAAGAGGAUAACGAUGUUCGGAUUAAAAUGUGCACCAAAGUGACCAUGGAGGAUCUCGUUACUAUACACCACGAGAUGGGGCAUAUCCAGUACGAUUUGCAGUAUGCCGAUCAGCUGUCGUUCUAUCGCGACGGAGCCAACCGAGGCUUCCAUGAGGCCGGUGACACGCUAGCAUUAAGCGUAAAAACUCCGAAGCAUUUGGCCUGGCUUGGACUUUUGAAAAACAACGUGGAAGAUGAUGAAAGCGACCUAAAUUACAUGUUUGCCACGGCGCUGGAUAAGAUCGUCUUCCUGCCGUUUGCCUACGUGAUGGACAGUUACCGGUACGACAUUUUUGCCGGGCGGAUUUCUUUCGACCAGCUCAAUGCCGGAUGGUGGAACUAUAUUUACAAGUAUCAAGGUCGUUCCCCAGUUCCCCGCAGCGAAUGGGACUUUGACGCAGGUGCAAAAUAUCACAUCGCAUCCGAUACGGAAUAUAUGAGGUAUUUCAUCAGUUACAUUCUACAAUUCCAGUUCCACAAAGCAUUGUGCCAUGCAGCCGGUCAUACCGGUCCUUUGUACCAGUGUGACAUCAACAAAUCCAGAGAUGCCGGCAAACUAUUCAGCGACAUGCUGUCUAUGGGCUCUUCGAAACCAUGGCAGUUCGCUCUGGAGAAGAUUACGGGGUCACGGCGUAUGAGUGCCGCACCGUUGGUGGAGUUCUUUCAGCCGCUGAUCAAGAAACUGCGUAUUAUUAACCAGCAGAAUGGAGACGUGCCGGGGUGGUUCGUGUAAUUUUGUCUGUUUUUAGCAGUUUUUUUUAUCAAUUUACAGAAUAGUUAUUUUGUUUGUCUGAUAAUUCGUUGGUGUUCACUGCUGCUGAAUUAAGAUAUACUGUACGAAGUACUUACUUUUAUCAUUCUUUUAAGGUGUUUUGCUAAAUUGUUUGUUUAUCUAUGCGAAAUUCUAAUACAUCAGCCUGAAUAGUAAACUGUUGGAACGUAUUCAAAUACUAUAAUAUA